AUGGCUGCGACUCUCGCAAAACACCAUGACACCCCUCCAUUCACCGAUCACAAAGAUCUACACAACGUCAUUGAUGUGACACAACUUGGCGACGUCCCCUGGCAAUGUUUCUCGGUUCAAUACACAGGAGAACGCCCUGAGGUUGUCCCGCCGUGGAUGGAUGAUGAAUUUGAGGUCUGGUAUAGGGAUCCCCGUGAGAUGGCGCACAACAUAUUGGCCAACCCUACCUACAAGGACGAAAUUGACUAUGUGCCAUUUCGUGAGUAUAAUGCAUCGGACGACAUGCGCCGAUGGAAAGACUUUAUGUCUGGAGAUUGGGCAUGGCAUCAGGCGGAUGCCAUAUCAAAAGAUCCAGAAACCCGUGGAUCUACUUUAGUCCCAAUCAUUCUCGGUAGUGACAAGACUACUGUCUCUGUUGGCACUGGUAACAACGAAUACUAUCCACUCUAUGCCUCGAUCGGUAACGUACGCAACAAUGCACGGCGCGCUCACCGAGAUGCUCUUGUUAUCAUCGGUUUCCUCGCUAUACCCAAAACUGACAAGAAGUAUGCUAAAGACGACAUGUUUCGGAUAUUUCGUCGUCAGCUAUUCCACAGCUCACUAUCCACAAUUCUCUCCAGCCUGAAACCUGCGAUGACUGAGUAUGAGGUUGUGCGCUGUGGAGACGGUCAUUUUCGACGCAUUAUAUACAGCUUAGGACCCUACAUUGCAGAUUACGAAGAACAACUGGUGUUAUCCUGCAUUGUUAAACGUUGGUGCCCAAAAUGUAUCGCACUUCGAACAGACCUUGAUAGUGGUGGUGCGUACCGCUGUCGCAAGCAUACCGAUUUCAUGGUCAAUGAACUACACAGGGAUAUAUUGUGGGAUGAAUAUGGUAUCAUUGGCGAUCUCGUUCCAUUUAUGAAUGACUUCCCCCGAGCUGACAUCCAUGAAUUGCUAUCGUUCGACCUCCUCCACCAGCUAAUAAAAGGCGCUUUCAAAGAUCAUCUCGUCGACUGGGUAGCAAAGUACCUCAAGGCUGUGCAUGGUACCAGAAGGGCGGACGAGAUCAUGAGCGACAUAGAUCGCAGAGUUGCUGCUGUAGCAUCAUUCUCAGGUUUACAACAAUUUCCUCAAGGCCGUGACUUCAAACAGUGGACAGGCGAUGAUUCAAAAGCGCUCAUGAAGGUCUUUCUUCCGGCUAUUGAAGGCCACGUACCUGAAGACAUGGUGCGUGCGUUCCGCGCAUUGUUAGAAUUUUGCUACCUUGUGCGGCGCAAUGUCAUAACCGAAGAUACCUUGAAUCAGAUUCAAGACGCGCUUCAUCGUUUUCAUCGCUAUCGCAAGAUAUUUGAUGUUGUCGUUCCUACCUUCUCGCUCCCCCGCCAGCACUCGAUGACUCAUUACACAGACAUGAUACGACUCUUCGGUGCCCCAAAUGGCCUAUGUUCUUCAAUCACGGAAUCAAAACAUAUCAAGGCGGUAAAGGAGCCCUGGCGGUGGUCGAGCAAGCACAAUGCUCUUGGUCAGAUGCUUGUGACCAAUCAACGCCUUGACAAGCUCACAGCAUCACGAGUGGACUUCGAUGCGCGAGGGAUGCUGACUGGUACUGUUUUAUCAAUAGCAGCAUUGGCACUUGAAGUCGCUGUUCCGGAUCUGCGACGUCUCAUUCGACACUUUCUGUUCUCUCAGCUCUACCCCAAUGAUCCUCGCGACCUCGAAGAUGUCCCAGCCGCUAGCUGCCCUAGACAUGAAGGCAAGCUCCAGGUCUUCAAUUCGGCUGCUGCAACAUUCUAUGCUCCCAGCGAUCCAAGUGGCAUUGGCGGCAUGCGACGCGAACACGUCCGUGCAUGCCCACUCUGGAGGAACGAGUACCCACGCAAUGAUUGUGUGUUCAUCAACACUGAUUCAAAUGCUGAAGGAAUGCGAGGACUCGAAAUCGCGAGAGUGACAUGUUUCUUUUCUUUCAAACAUGACUGGGAAGUAUACUCAUGCGUUCUCAUCCAAUGGUUCGACAAGAUUGGUGAUUGUGCCGAUGAAGACACUGGCAUGUGGAUGGUCUGUCCAAGUCUUCAUGAGGAUGGCUCCCGGAACCUCGCUGUCAUUCAUAUUGAGACGGUCUACCGUGCAGCACACCUGAUACCUGUCUACGGCUCUGAGUACAUCCCUCACUCCCUCAAGUUCUAUCAUUCCUAUGAUUCUUUCCGUUCAUUUUAUGUCAACAAAUACGCUGAUCACCAUGCCUUCGAGAUAGCGUCCUGA
Messenger RNA from Suillus clintonianus, 2241 nucleotides. RefSeq lists its product as uncharacterized. The transcript has 7 exons. The record is from RefSeq and is a predicted model, not a curated record. The coding region runs from base 1 to 2241 and encodes 746 amino acids. Lineage: Eukaryota; Fungi; Basidiomycota; Agaricomycetes; Boletales; Suillaceae.